GUGAGCGCCCCUGGCCGGACGAGAAGAAAGUAUCUGCUCCUCUGAGGGGGGAAAGAAGGAGCUGGAGACAGAUUGUGGGAACGAACGCGGGCGGGCGGGAGGCGACGGAGCUACCAGCGGCUCCGCUCUGCUCUAUGAAAUAUGGGAGACGACAGACCGUUUGUGUGCAAUGCCCCGGGCUGUGGACAGAGAUUUACAAACGAGGACCACCUGGCAGUUCAUAAACACAAGCAUGAGAUGACAUUGAAAUUUGGCCCAGCCCGAACUGACUCAGUCAUCAUUGCAGAUCAAACUCCUACUCCGACUAGAUUCCUGAAGAAUUGUGAGGAGGUGGGGCUCUUCAAUGAAUUAGCUAGCUCCUUUGAACAUGAAUUCAAGAAAGCUGCAGAUGAGGAGGAAAAAAAGGCUGCUGCUGGGCCCCUUGACAUGUCUUUGCCUUCCACACCAGACAUCAAAAUCAAGGAAGAAGAGCCAGUGGAGGUAGACUCAUCCCCACCUAAUAGCCCUGCCUCUAGUCCCUGCUCCCCGCCACUCAAGGAAAAGGAGGUGGCCCCAAAGCCUGUCGUGAUCUCUACCCCCACACCUACCAUCGUGCGCCCUGGCUCCCUACCUCUCCACUUGGGCUAUGAUCCACUUCACCCGACCCUUCCCUCCCCAACUUCUGUCAUCACACAGGCUCCACCAUCCAACAGGCAGCUGGGGUCUCCCACUGGCUCCCUCCCUCUCGUCAUGCAUCUUGCUAAUGGACAGACUAUGCCUGUGCUGCCAGGGCCUCCGGUACAGAUGCCUUCUGUUAUAUCGCUGGCCAGACCUGUGUCUAUGGUGCCCAACAUUCCUGGUAUCCCUGGCCCACCAGUUAACAGCAGUGGUUCCAUUUCUCCCUCUGGCCACCCUAUGCCAUCAGAAGCCAAGAUGAGACUAAAAGCCACCCUAACCCACCAAGUCUCCUCAAUCAAUGGUGGAUGUGGAAUGGUGGUGGGUACUGCCAGUACCAUGGUGACAGCCCGUCCUGAGCAGAGCCAGCUCCUCAUCCAACACCCUGAUGCCCCAUCCCCUGCCCAGCCACAGGUCUCACCAGCCCAGCCCACUCCCAGCACGGGAGGACGACGGCGACGCACAGUGGAUGAAGAUCCUGAUGAACGGCGGCAGCGUUUUCUGGAGCGCAACCGGGCUGCAGCCUCCCGCUGCCGUCAAAAGCGGAAGCUCUGGGUGUCCUCCCUCGAGAAGAAGGCAGAGGAACUCACUUCUCAGAACAUUCAGCUGAGUAACGAAGUCACAUUGCUACGCAAUGAGGUGGCUCAGUUGAAACAGCUACUGUUAGCUCAUAAAGACUGCCCGGUUACUGCACUACAGAAAAAGACCCAAGGCUAUUUAGAAAGCCCCAAGGAAAGCUCAGAGCCGACGGGUUCUCCAGCCCCUGUGAUUCAGCACAGCUCAGCAACAGCCCCUAGCAAUGGCCUCAGUGUUCGCUCGGCGGCUGAAGCUGUAGCUACCUCGGUCCUCACUCAGAUGGCCAGCCAAAGGACAGAACUGAGCAUGCCGAUACAGUCGCAUGUGAUCAUGACCCCACAGUCCCAGUCUGCGGGCAGAUGAUGCCUCCCCUGGUGGAGAGGUCCCCAGUCAGAGCUCGCCCGCCCGAGAGCCAAGAGAGAUGUCAUCUUAUCGCCUCCCAUCUGCCUUGGACAUGGCAAUAUGGGGGGGGAAUUGUGUGUUGUGAGUAAUGGACAGAUGUGGGGCUUUUCAGCCACAUGCUCAUGUACAUUGACACCUGUACUAGGAGCCUCCCAGCCCCAGAGCCACAUAGAUCAUCCCCUGCGGGGCAGUUUCUGAUGUACCCACAGCCAAAGGCCUUUCCAGAUGGUCCGAACAAUCACCCCUGCCCGUGCAUGUGUACCUGUCUCUUUUAACACUAACCCUUGCACUGCUAGGUUUUGGGUUUCUCAGUUUCCUCUCUUCCCACUAAGCCAUGGCUGUUACCUUCCUGUUCCUUAGCAGCACGCCACUUCCUGCUAGGUAGGGGAGGCUAGUAUUGAUGGCAAGUCACCGCUGGCCCGCCCCAGCCACCCAGUGGGCUCAGGACUUUGUCUCCCAUUAAUUGCUUAUUUUAUCCCUUUACCCCCUUCCUGAAGUCUCGUUGAAACAUUCACUUACGGCGAAUGUAAAAUUACCCUUGAUGUAUGAAUUAGCAGUAUUUUCCAGCUCUUCCAUAAACUUUAGUCCUUCUCCCUACCUGCCACCAAAAAAACCCAAAAACAAACAAACAAAAAAAACAAAAAAACAAAGCAAAAAGAAAGAAACAAAACCCCAAGAAUUCUAGUCCUUUGUCAGCUAUUUCCAGAGAUAUUUGGGUCUCUCGUUUUGUGUCUUGAGUUUUCUCAGUCUACUGGUGGGGCCCUUUCCACCUAC
Odobenus rosmarus divergens (Pacific walrus) is the source of this 2406-nucleotide messenger RNA. RefSeq names its product activating transcription factor 7 (gene ATF7). The record is from RefSeq and is a predicted model, not a curated record. Bases 142 to 1593 code for a protein of 483 amino acids. Gene Ontology annotation, molecular function: DNA-binding transcription factor activity, RNA polymerase II-specific; cAMP response element binding. Lineage: Eukaryota; Metazoa; Chordata; Mammalia; Carnivora; Odobenidae. Gene Ontology annotation, biological process: regulation of transcription by RNA polymerase II. The transcript has 12 exons.